Molecule: messenger RNA, 5079 nt
Organism: Salpingoeca rosetta
Lineage: Eukaryota; Choanoflagellata; Craspedida; Salpingoecidae
Exons: 32
Coding region: 73-4776 (1567 amino acids)
Molecular function (GO): protein binding
Source: RefSeq, a predicted model, not a curated record
CCAACACACACACACACUUUUGUCCAGCCUUCCUCCGACUGCAAUGAACCAUGCACGGGGACUUCCACCGAGAUGUGCGGAGCAGCCAAUCGCAUGAACAUCAUCCAAGCAAACUGUUCCGGCAAACCCGUUCCCACAGGCCAUGCAUGCCUGCCUGCAGCGACGAAGGAGUUACCGUUCUGUAACUCGAGUCUGUCCAUCUGUGCCCGCCUCGACGACCUGAUUGGACGCCUCAGCCUUCAUGAGAAGGCCGGCCCCAUUGGCCCUAAUCCCGUCACCAGCCCAUGCGCCUUCCUUGACUAUGGUGUCAAGAGGCUUGACAUCCCGCCGUAUCUGCAUCUGGUGGAGAUGAACACGGCCGUUGCCUCUGCGUGCAUCAUCAGCCAGGACAAGUGUGCCACCACCUUCAUUGGCCCCACAGGUCUUGGCGCAGCCGUCAUAUCCACGGAGAUGCGCGCCUUCAACAAUCUCAACUGGCACAGGGGCGGCGGCGUCUUGCAGAUGAUCGGACUCGCAGGUCUCAGGCACGUUGACGCGCACUUGGUCGAGACAAGCCGCAUGGCAUUCAACGGGAACAUCUCCACCUUUGAUCUCUGGGACACCGAGGUCUCACGGGCACUCACUGCCAUGUGCUCGAACACCAGCAUCAAAUGUGUGUCAUCGUGUGCGAACAACAUGCUGCUCAACGACGUCGUGCGCGGACAGUGCAAGCGUGACAUGACGCUGAACGGUGGCGUGGAUAUGGAGCUCAGGGAGACAUGCUUCACUACAAACAGCUACUUGGAGCAGGCUGUGCAGCAGAACCGCACGACAAUCGACACGGUGCACAACACCGUGCGUUAUCGGAGUGCGAACCUCAGCCUCACCUCCAGUAUCGGCCACUGCAUCAGCGAGUGUCCCGACGGCGAGUAUGAGCUCGGCCAACGGUCGUGCAUUGCCCAUUGCCCUCUCGACUACUACGCCAAGGACCACCGCUGCGUGCCAUGCACCACGUGCGGCAUGGGCACCUGGGCCUCCACCCCACGCUCCGCGUCCUCUGACGCCGUCUGCUGUUCCUGGACCGAGCGCAAGCCGGGUCAGAAGGAGUCCGUCUCUGGCAACGCCUACCAGCCGCUGCCGGAGCGCGCCUCGUGCUUCCCCACCAGCGUGUGCGAGGAGCCCUUCAUCGAGACCAUCCCGCCCACGCUCACCACGGACCGCCUGUGCUCCUGCGACACGCUCACCUGCAACAAGCUCAUCACGCAGCUGUUUGAGGAGAUGGUGUGCGCCGGGCCCAUGGACGAGCAGCUCGACGUUGUGCUUGACGUGUGCUGCGCCGGCCAAGGCGAGGAUGGCAUCCACAACACCAUUCGCCAGAUGGAUGCCGACGAGGCACGCCGCUCCUGCACAGGCUGCACAGACACGUGUGAGUGCAGCGCUAGCUUCAUCCUUGUCUACGACGCCGAGUCGGCCGACUGUCGGCCGUGCGACAGCGUGACGGAGUUCUCCCCAUCCAUUGGCGGCAGCAGGUGCGAGCCUACUGAGGAGUGCGAGCGCGGCCAGGAGGAGGUCGCCGCGCCAACCUGCUGCUCCUCGGACCGCGUGCGCCGCGACUGCUCGGCCGGCACCAUCGAUUCGGACAGCGACGGCUCCAUGAGUUCUUCACCUGCCGCGCGGGCACUCACGACCACGACAGCGACCCCGCCACCCUCGUGCAUGGACGUCACAGAGUGCGCGCCCGGGUUUGAGCAGGUGCGGGCCAUGACACUCCUCAUCAGCGACCGCGUCUGCGACGAGUGCCCAGAGGGUACGCACAAGGCUGUCUCUGGCCAGGGCGUGCCCUGUCUCCCCAUCAUCACCACGUGCGACGCCGGCGAGGAGGAGACGGCCGAGCCCACCCCCACCAACGACCGCGUGUGCAGCCAGUGCGAGCUCGGCGCCACCUUCAAGCCCGUCCAACGGCCAGGCCGAGUCGUGCCGCCCCCGAGUGCGAGUUUGGCACCUUCCAGAAGCCAGGCGCUCACGCUCGACUCUGAGCGCGAGUGCACGCUCGAGUGCUCUGAGUGCCCCAGUGGCCGCUUCGAGAUUCGCGCCUGCUCUGCGCUGGAGGACGUGCAGUGCGCCGGCUGCUCCGCGUGCUUGCCAACCACAUACAUCCUGCGCGCCUGCGACUCAGAGAACGACCAACACGGCAUGCAUGACGCUCGACGUGUGCGACCAGGACCAGUUCUCCAGUUUGAGCUCUUCCCCACCGCCACGCCGACCACGGACCGCAUCUGCCGCGACCUAACCCAGUGCAACCCGUCGACGGAGUACGAGCGGACCGCCUGUGCCACCUCAUCACCAAGUGCGACCCUGGCGAGCAGCGCAUCCGCGCCCACCUCCACCUCCGACGCCAAGUGCGAGCCGUGCCCCAUCGGCACCACCGACGACGACCGCAACCCGAUCACCGCCUGCCAGCCGUGCCUCUUACGGCCACCAUGUGCCUGCGGGAUCCAUCGGCUCCUGCAAGCAGUUCCUGUGCCCGGCCGGCACCGUCGACCUGGACCGCAACGCCAGCACACGCCGUGCACGCCGUGCCAUGUUGGCGUGGACUUUGCCGCCCUCUCUGGCCAGCGCAAUUGCACGCCUGUGACGGAGUGCGACCUCGGCUACGAGGAGGUGGUGCGCCCCACCAUCUUCACCGACCGCCAGUGCCGCCGCUGCAUCGAGGGCCUGUUCUACCGCGACAGCACCACGGACUUCUGCAUGCGCGUGUCGCCCUGCGAGCCUGGCUCGUUUGAGACAGCCGCGCCCACCAUCAGCACGGACCGCGAGUGCCAGAUGGGCCGCACGUGCCCCAACAGCACCAUCGAGUACGAGCUCGUUGCGCCGUCGCUGGUCAACGACCGCGAGUGCCAGCGCGUGCGCUCGUGCCAGCACACGGAGUGCGAGCGACGCAAUUUGAGGUGCUCCCACCGUGCGUGCGUGCCCGCGUACUUCGUCUCGCUCAUCUGUGACGCCAAGUUCAACGCCCUUGCCGGCACUCAGCCGCGCCGCGAGAUGUUUGAGGCCGCGCUGGGCACCAUUAUUGCCACCGUCGCUUCCAUCAACGAGGAUUUUACGGCGCGCCUCUUCAACCGAUCCGUCUCUGGCGACAUUACCGUCAUGGCCUUCACCGCAUCGCCGUGCGAGGCCGACGCGUUCCUGGACGACUCCAACCAGGUCAAGGCAUCGGAUGCUGUUGGCUCUUGGACCACCACGGCGUUCAACAGCAAGGAGGUGGCCAUCGUGAUUCUGACCGGCCAUCGACAGAGCAGCGUUGCAGUGCGCCAUGCGGUGUUUGAUGAUGCGUCGUUGUUGUUGCCACUGCGUUGGCUGUUUGUUGACACGUAUGCCUGCAGCCAAACAACAAGACAGCAGUCAUCCGCCGACGACCACCCGGGGAAAGGCAACGCCACAGCACAUUCCCUCAUCGACGUGUUUCUGUUUCCUGAAGGAUGUUUGGAGGUGGAGGCCUUGCUGCAACUGACUGAUUUGCCGUGUUCUGACAAGGAGAAGAUCAGGGCCAUCGCCAAUAACACGUGUGGGAGCUGGGUGGGUGGGGCGUGCGCGGUGGCCAGGGCGCUCAAGAACAACACCUGUCUCAGAACACUGAACCUGCAUUUGAAUUCCGUCAACGAUGAGGGCGCUGUGGCACUGGCAAGGAGACUGAAACACAACACCUCCUUGAUGUCACUCGAGCUGCAUCAGAACUCCAUCAGCGAUGAGGGCGCUGUUGCAUUUGCAGAGAUGCUCAAGCAUAACACCACCCUCAAAUCGCUCAAGCUGCAUUAUAAUCACAUUCGUGAUGAGGGUGCUGUGGCGCUUGCAGAAAUGCUGAAGCAGAACACCAACUUUAAAUCGUUCAACCUGAUGAGCAAUCAAAUCAGCGAUGUCGGCGCGAUAGCGUUGGCGGAGAUGCUCAAGGUCAACACGAGUCUCGAACGCCUGUUCUUGGACAGCAACUCCAUCACCCCAGUUGGAGGCGCGGCGCUGGGAGCUGCCCUGGGCCACAACCGCACACUGAAACAGCUUGAGAUCCAGAAGAACUUCUCCCCCGAAACCGCCCGCGCUUUUGGUGCCGCGCUGCCCGUUCACCGAGUGAUCCUCACAACCUGGUCUGACGACAAGGAGGGCAAGGCCGCCUUCAUCAAAGCACGCAAGGAGAAGCAGCAGCAGCUGAAGCAACUGUUUGUGGCUUGCAGGGGUGGCGAUGUUCCCGCUGUCACUUCCUUCAUCAACCAAGACCAUGCAGACAUCAACGAACAGGAUGAGCACGGCGACACGUUGCUCCACAUCGCUUGCAAAUACAGCCAACUUGCCAUUGCGAACCUUCUCCUCGAACACGGCGCCAAUGCUGUGAUCGAGAAUGACGAGGGAGAGACGCCGUACGAUUUGGCUGAAGCCGGUGGCCACACUGCCAUCACCAGCAUUGAGGAGAUUCUUGCUGGCAGCAAGCUUCAUGAGCAAGAGUCCUCGGACCAAGCUUCAUCUUCAACCGAAACCUCCGCUGCACCACCGCAUCCAACCCCUGCUUCUUCUUCAUCAUCCCCAUUUGAGCCCGAGCUGACAGAAUGGCUCAAGCGCCACUCGCUGCUGCCGCACGUUGAACCAGCCUUGGUGGAACACGGCAUCGAUAAGCUGGACGUGCUGGUGGAGGCCGUGAAUGACGGCGAUUUGACGAAAGCCAUGCUGAAAGAGGCCGGUGUCAAGAUUGGGUCGGCAAUCAAGCUGAUCCAAGAAGCAACGAAGUGCUCCCUGGCAAGUUCUGAGUAGCGUCACGCCUUUAUCGGUCCUGUCUCAUCUCCAGUUUGCCAUUACUCCCUUUCAGCUUACAUUUGCCGUCCUGUCUUCAUGUUGCAUGAUGCCCUGAGUGUUGCGUGCCGUCGCAAUGUCGCGUUGAGCUCUGCACGCUCUUGCCUUGCAUCAUUUCAAGCGUUUCUUGUUUCUCCUCAUGUCAGUCCUGUUGCGUACAUCUGCUGUUGUUCGAGUGCACUGCGUGAGGGCCCCUACGCGUUGCUUCUUUGCUUCACCCCCUCGCCCCAAACACGUGAUGCUUUUCCUAUCAAAAUACAUGCC